GCGUUCACGGUUUAUAUUUUUGGAAAUAAACUGACCUAUAAUUAGUAUUAAACCAUACCAAUUUGACAUUAAAAAGUUUUGGUUUUCAAUUAUUGUAAAUAUUUAACCUUUCAUCCUCUGCUGUGCCUUGUGAAUCGAAAUUUUAGGUAAUCUACCGUAUGGAAGUACAAUUGAAAGAACAGCUAUUAAGUUUUCUAGCAUUUGAUGUAACGGGACUGAUGAUUGGUCACCUGUGGUUGUUUGCGAGCUUGUUGCAGAAGACUACGACUUUUAAUGAUAGAGUUCAUCCUGUAUUUUUAAGUCUGCAUUUGUUGAAUUUAAGCAAGAAUAAGUCACUGCAGCUGGCAAAUCUGUAAAUACAACUGAACUUUUACGUUUGAGGACAUUUUUUCUCUUUGACCUAGAUAUCGUAAUGCCAAUCAACGGUAGUGAUGCAACGAUACUUAGCAAACAACAUCCGGGGUUUUUUGUAAAGGAAUACGGCCAUAUUGUCGGAAGACGAUUGAUUGUUAUGAUAUGCAGGGCACUGUACCUGGAAGGCCUCUCUUGAAUCAUUGACUUUCAUGUUGUGUUCAAUGUGCAUUUAAACGCACUUCGAUAUGCAUUCUGUGACAUUUCUGAAUUACCCUUGAUUUAUAUGUGCUGGACUUCAACAUAAGGAAAUCCGGCAUAGAUCUCUGUAAUUAUCUUUUAUCAAGGAAAAUGUGGGUCAAAAUGGAUGUAAUACUUCAAUGGGUGAUCAGUUUAACUUUUGUUGUCUUGAUCAUCCUUCCUAAACACGCUGAUGGAAAAGUCCAUAAAGGGACAAGUCAAUGUGAAUUCUACGACCAUAUGGACUGCUACAAUGAAGGCAAGUGCACGCCGACAGUGGAAGUGUGUCAGAACAUGAUGACCUCCAACAAGGUGUCGCUGGACGAGCCGGAUAACCACAUGCUGUGCUAUGCCACCUGGAAGUACUCCAACAACACGCUGCAACUGGUUAAGAAGGGCUGUUGGAUGAAUGAUGACAUAUGCUACGGUAACAAACAGUGUGUGGAGAACCGUAUUGGCUUGGCCCUCAACUACUGCUGCUGUGAUGGAGAGAUGUGUAACCACGAAGUGUUCUUCCGGCCCUCGGUGGACACGCUGGCCGCCGACAACAGCCAGUCGACCAAAGAGGAUGAGCGUGGCGGGGACGUGGUGCGGCGGGCCGGGGAGCAGCAGCUAACCAACACUCUGCUCUACUCGAUCGUGCCCAUUGCAGGUGUGGGUCUGUUGGUGGUCACCCUGUUCUUCAUGUGGAGACGCCACCAGCGCCACCUAGGCCACACCCAGCUGCCCACGGUGGACCCAAGCCUCGCCCCGACACCCUCCCAGUCGUCACUGAACCUACAGCUGCUGGAGCUCUAUGCCAGGGGGCGUUACGGCUCCAUAUGGAAGGCCCAGAUGCCAGACCAGUUUGUGGCUGUGAAGAUCUUUCCUCUGCAAGACAAGCACUCAUGGAGGGCGGAGCUGGACAUUUACAACCUGCCUCACAUGAAACAUGAGAACAUUCUCACCUUUAUCGCCUCAGAAAAGAAGGACGAUAGUUUGUGCACAGAGCUCUGGCUUAUAACAGAGUUCCAAGACAAAGGCUCUCUGUGCGACUACCUCAAAGGCAAUAUCAUCUCCUGGGCUCAGCUGUGUCGUAUUGGGGAGACCAUGACCUGUGGCCUGGCCUACCUCCACGACGAGAUCCCAGCCACCUACAACUCGCCCGCCAAACCGGCCGUGGCCCAUCGUGACUUCAAGAGUAAAAAUGUUCUCCUGAAGCCCGACCUGUCGGCCUGUAUUGCAGACUUUGGGCUGGCCCUCAUGUUUGAGCCAGGCAAGGCUUUCAGCGAGACACACACUCAGGUGGGCACCAGACGGUACAUGGCGCCUGAGGUUCUGGAGGGUGCGAUCUGCUUCAACAGGGAUUCCUUCCUACGCAUCGACAUGUAUGCCUGUGGCCUCAUUAUAUGGGAGCUGAUGUCACGAUGUGCUGCCGCAGAUGGUCCGGUGGAUGAUUACCACCUGCCGUUUGAGGCAGAGGUUGGCCUGCAGCCAUCGUUGGAGGAGAUGCAGACUCUAGUGGUAGCCCAGAAGAUCCGGCCAGCCUUUAACUGUACCUGGUACAAACACAUGGGCCUGAGUAACCUGAUCUCGACAGUGGAGGAAUGCUGGGACCAGGACGCCGAGGCGCGUCUUUCCGCUGGAUGUGUGCAGGAACGCAUCAGUCAGCUGGCUCGCACCAUCAACUCCGGGGGGCAUGUCAGUGGUGGGGGAGGAGGAGGAAUGCUGCAACUGCAGCAACAACAACAGCUACCAGAGCUAACGAACAGCAGCAGCAGCAACCCUGCGAUGAUGUCAACUGUAGUCCCGCCUCCCCCCAUGCCGCAUCCGGGGUCUGUGGCUCACCUGCAGUCUAUGCCACAGCACCCACCACCACCACCACCGCCCGCUGCCCUCAUUCAUAUGGGAGGAGGAGGCGGCGGGCCUCCCCCCACCAGAGCAGCCCCUCCUCCCCCACCAGUGGCCCUGCCCACAACGCAGCCCGCCCCUGCAGUCAACAACAGCAACAACACAGCUUCCUCCUUUGUGCCUAGCCCAGCAGUCAUAGACACUGUCACGCUGCCCGAUGCCUACAGCGGCGUGCCCAAGGACAUGAGCUCCUGUUGAGCCUUGCGCUUAACUUUUUGCAGUCUUCGUCUUUGGUCUGGAGGUUUUUUAAAACUGCCCCUCCUUUCCCCCUCCUACCUCUUUCUCCCUCUUUGCAUCCUCACCCUCCCACCUCAUCCCGAGUGUUGGGUGGAUGGGAUGGCCACACUACCUCGGAGGGAGCGGGGAUCCGAGGGAGCUGCUGGGAUGAAACACUUUUCCUUCGGCAACUCCCCAUCACCACUAUUAUCAUCAUUAUUGCCACAUCUUCUGGCAAGUGACGAAGUGGCGUCAAAAGAGAACGUUUGCAAAUGGAGGAAACUGGCUACUGGCAGAGAGACACCAAGGGAGAAAAUUGGCUAAUGUCAGGGACUGAUGCCAAGGGAAAAAAUUGGCUAACAACAGAGUGACGUCUGUUGGAGAACUGACAAUGAUGUCAUGGGUGACCACCGCAAGAGCUUCACUUGUGCAACUACUACUGCUAUGAAGCUGAGAGGAUUCCUUGGUUAGUGGGAUCUAUUUCUGUAUGUGGGAGGAGUCCACUGAAGGUAGGAAGAGUCUAGUGAAGGUGGGGAUUGCUAUUGGCUGUAGGAAUAUGGUGAUAUUGCUGGCGCUACUACUACAAUGACAAUUCCCAGUCACAGUUAUUUGUACAUCUACCCACUCACUCACACACACUCACUGACAUACCUGGUUAUUUCUUUUGGAGGAAUUUGGAGAGGGUGAGCCAAGCAGCUUUCAUGCUGUGUUUGUUGUGAGAGAUGUGUGUUAUUUCUUAUGUGUGUAACAAGCGUGUAAUUCAUAUACUCUUGUUGACAGAGACGUGAUACGACUUGUGUAUAGCAAGCGUGUAAUUCAUAUAUAUAUAAAUAGACUCUUUUUGAGAGAGGAGAAAGUUACUUUGUAUGUGUACAGACGUGUGCACUCCUGUACGGUUGUUGUUAAAUAGGAGAAGCACCCCUCGUAUCCACAUAACGUGUACUCAUAUACUCUUGUUUGCAACUUCGGAGAGAUAGAGGACAGGAGCGUCCAUCGUCGUCAUUGUGUUAUUUCGUUGGAGGGGACAACUGCAGAUGUAUGUAUAUAUAAUGAAACUUUUCUCCCCACCCCCACCCCCAACUCGUUCAUCAUGUGUGCUGUGUGGACUUGUCUCCAACAAAAAAUGAAGGAGGGUCUGCUUCAGUUCAGUUUGGCAGUCGACCCUCCCGGAGGUAGCACGACGGAUUUGUUGUUGGCAACGUUGUUACAUUAUGCUACAAUCAAGACUUCACUUCUUCCAGUUCACCACUACGUGUCUAAGUUCCCUCUUUGCCCAAAUCUUGACAGAACAAAACUCUCAACAAAAAACAAAACGAAAACAAAAACAAAAACAAAUAUAAAAAGGUGGGCGGGGGGGAAAACAUGGGGGAGAGGGUGAAGCCCUACCCCUCUUUGAUUCCCCCGCCUCUCUGAAAUUGAGCUCAGGGUCCUAUUCAAAAGCUCUUUGUGUGUGGGUUUGUUGGGGUUUUUUUUCUCUUGAGGUGAUUAGUUGGUGCACAUUCUUUGGCUGUAUAGCAUAAUAAUGUUGAUCUGCUGGCUGCGAUUUGGGUGUGCACUUGCUUCGUUCACUGGCUGCUCCCUGUUGUGGGAAUGUUCACUGACAUUGCUCUGUUGAAUGUGUGGCUAUGUUUAUUUGUAAUUGAGACGGGGUGAGAGAAAGGAGAAUAGGGAGGGAGGGAAGGAAAAUGCAGUCUGCGUUGGGCGGGGUGAGAAAAGGGAUAAGAAGUCACACAGUUGGACAGGAAGGGGAUGUGAAAGGAAAGGUUCUUUUAAGUUUGUUUUAUCUGAGUAAUAAGCAUAUGUUAUAUGAACGCAAUUCCAACUGCCAUGCAGUGCAUAGAAAGAGUUGGACCGAAACAACAGAAAGAAAAGAAGUAGGUCCUACCAGUAGCACCCUCCAACAUCCAACUGACGGAAGCCACACGGAGAAAUAACUGAGGGGAAGAAGAGAAGCAAGACCUACCAGUAGCAUUCUUCUGACCACCUACUCAAACAAAAACAACGAGAGAGAAAACUGAUGUAAGACCAACCAUUAGCGCCCUCUACAACUGCCCAUUUCAACUCGGAGAAAAAGGAAAGGUUGGGCAAGAUAAAAAUUAGUUUCAUAAUGGUUCAUGUACAUAAUAAUAUAAUAACAUACGAUGGGAUGUAUGUAUGCAGGCAGAGUGGGAUAUAUGUAGAGCAGGCAGAAGGAUUUACAUAUUAUAUAUACAGGUGGAAUAUGUAUACAGGCAGUGGGAUAUAUGCAGAUAUAUAAUAUCAAGGCAGUAGCAGUUUUGUGAUGGGAGAAGGGUAGAAGCGACAUGUUGUAGUUGUAAGGCCUCUGACCUGACAAAGUUUUCAGAGGAAUCGGGGAAGGGUGUGUUGGAAUGUUUCAGUGUGAUGGUGUGUAGAGAGGGACGUGGCCGGUGGAAUAGAGAGGUCAUUAUGGAGGGAUGAUGCAGUCAGUUAUUGGAGAUGUACUCUCUGCAGAGGGGGGGGGGAGGGGGGGGGGUUGAACUAUGAUGAUGUGGAGAGAGGAGAAGUGACUGGUGUGCUCUGCUGAACUCCUUACCGACUGACUGACUGAUUUUUUUGCACUGCUCAAAUGUCUUUGUUUUCUGAUUAUUACUAUUACAGACCCAUAUUUUCUUUGUGGAAGUUUGCUGGAAGUUAAACCGUGGUGUUGACUGCUUCUCUCUCUCUCUAGACAAAAAAAUGUGUAUCCUAUUAUUAAUUAGCAGUUGAUAUUUGGAUGGCAGGGGGGGGGGGGCUGUAAUAAGAGGAGAGGGAAGAAACUUUUCUUUGAGUCGUGUGAGCUUCCUCAAGUUUGGCAGCUGACUUAAUUCAACAACCUCGCUGCCACUACCGUUAUCCCGUUUUCGCCAUCAUCGUCAUCGUUGCAGUCAGUUCCCGCCUGAGGUUGUUUGAUGGUUAGAGUCGAUCCUGAUUGACUGCUACUUUUUGUUAUCUCAGGAUUUUAUUGAUGUGUCCAAACUUGUGCGUUUUCUCUUUCGUGGUGAACUCUGUGAACUGUGAACUUUAAACAGGUCAAGAUGAUGUCAGUGGAGGUGAGGAGAGAAAUAGACGUUGUUGUUGUUGUAGGUAGUGAUGCUGCUUUCAAACUUGCACUGUUUACGUACACGCUUUUGCUCUGUCACCAGUUAUGACAAUAUGUAUGGGGGCAUGGUGACGAGAUCGGGCGCCCAUCGAAAUAACGAAA
Messenger RNA from Aplysia californica (California sea hare), 5899 nucleotides. RefSeq names its product activin receptor type-2B. Gene Ontology annotation, cellular component: activin receptor complex; plasma membrane. Bases 703 to 2679 code for a protein of 658 amino acids. Lineage: Eukaryota; Metazoa; Mollusca; Gastropoda; Aplysiida; Aplysiidae. The transcript has 10 exons. Gene Ontology annotation, biological process: cellular response to growth factor stimulus; activin receptor signaling pathway; protein phosphorylation. The record is from RefSeq and is a predicted model, not a curated record. Gene Ontology annotation, molecular function: activin receptor activity; activin binding; ATP binding.